AGUGUCGUCGCUGUCCACGGGCUCAACGGACACCGUAUCGAAACGUGGACGCAGACUUCCGGAAUGGGCGAGUCUACACUAUGGCUCAAGGACUUGCUCCACACUAAGCUCCCUGGCGUCCGCGUUAUGACAUUUGGAUACGAUGCAACAGUUCUUGGCAACACCUCGGAGCAGAAGGUCCGCAACCAUGCGGGUAGCUUGCUGGCGGAGCUUAGAGAUCUUCGCGAGGGAGAUGAUGGCCCUAUUGGGUUCAAUGGGCGUCCUAUUGUCUUCGUAGCGCACAGCUUAGGGGGCAUUAUUGUCAAACAGGCCUUGACAAUCGCCAACAAGAAGAAGGCCUACAAGGAUAUCGCUGAGUCCACGAAGGGAAUUGUCUUCUUUGGAACCCCUCAUAAAGGUGCAGAUGCAGCGACAUGGGCUCGCCAUAUCUCCAAUAUUGCGCAGGCGAUUAUGCACCAACCGCCAGCGAACUUCCUCAGAACGCUGGAGAGGCACUCUCCCGAUCUACACAAGAUAUCGGAGGAUUUCCGACCUUAUACACCACAAUACGCCAUCACAAGCUUCUAUGAGCAACAUGCGAUGACGGGACUUGGAACGGUGGUUGUUGGAAAAAUGUCGGCAGUUCUCCACCUACCAAAUGAGGAGGCGACGAUGAUGGGCGGUGACCACCGCGAGAUGUGUAAGUUCGGAGGCAAUGACCCGCGUUUCAAUCAAGUCUGGAAGGCCAUUCGCCGCAGCUCCAGGGGGGUUUCUAAGGCCUGA
Messenger RNA from Lasiosphaeria miniovina, 762 nucleotides. Its product is annotated as Alpha/Beta hydrolase protein. NCBI's taxonomy places the organism in Eukaryota, Fungi, Ascomycota, Sordariomycetes, Sordariales, Lasiosphaeriaceae. The annotation marks the transcript as partial. The record is from RefSeq and is a predicted model, not a curated record. The transcript has 5 exons.